Mesocestoides corti is the source of this 330-nucleotide messenger RNA. Lineage: Eukaryota; Metazoa; Platyhelminthes; Cestoda; Cyclophyllidea; Mesocestoididae. The record is from the annotation of a GenBank genome assembly.
AUGAACCAGUCAGUGUUUAUGCUCAUUCGUCGCAUUCUUCUCACUGUCGUCUACCAUCGAGGCACUGUCUCUCGCCUCAAGGGCUCAACGCACGUGCACAGCAGCCAGUGUCUGCAUCCGGGUCACCAACCAGCUGUCCGUUUUCUACUUCAAUUGCCCAUUCGCCCACGUGUAAAGUGGAAUGGCGCUAACACAAUCACGACUUACCACGUGUUUGCUGAGCUUUACAAGCGAAACCGACUUACAGUCCAUUGGAUGAGGCAUCUGCUGUGCAACUCGCCUUGUCGAAUUCGUCCUCGGUCGAUGUGCGUCAAUCUGAUUAAACGAUAA